AUGCCAACUGACCGGUUACAGACAGGGAAGCAAAACUCUAAUCUGCAUCUUAGUUACAAAAACUGGACACAGAUCUUCUCCCGAACGAGUCUUCGUAGAGAUUCGUCGCCUCCACUCAUUCGUCGGUCAAAACCAAGCAAAUGUUACAAAGUGUCCCCACGAAUUCCGCAACAGAAUUCCAUUUUUCAGUCGACGCAAAGCGAAAUUCUACGAACAAUACAUACUACUCGCGUAUAUGUGGACGGUGUGGAUAUCCGUACGGUACCACUAUCCGUACUCCGCUCUCGAAUUCUGUCUAUUUGUCAAGAGCCGUUUCUUUUUUCUGGGACACUUCGGGAUAAUCUGGAUCCCGAAGGGAUUAUUCCAAAUGCAGUGCUACACCAAGUCCUUUUUAAUUGCCAGCUGGCUACAACCGUUGAAGAGGCGAAUACUUGGCUGGAGAGAGAUGUCGGAGAAGCGGGGCGAGAUAUAUCUGCUGGUCAACGGCAGCUGAUCUGUCUGGCUCGUGCUUUGCUUCGUCAACCACGACCCCAAAUUAUAUGCUUGGAUGAAGCCACAGCUGCUGUAGACUACAAAUCGGAGGAAGCUAUUCAUGAUGUACUUGAUCGCGAAUUUGAGGGAACAACUUUGCUGUUGAUUGCUCAUCGCCUAUCCUCUGUGAAACGCCUGUGUUCGCGGGUGCUCGUUAUGGACUCUGGCCAAAUUGUCGCGGAGGGUGAUCCAGAACGACUGCUUGCAAAUGGACGCAUUCAAAUUGAAUCUGCAGAAAACACAGAUCUGAUCCGGUUGUGAAAGUUCGUAGUUUACGUAUUUUUGAACUGCUUCCCGUUGAUUGCGUCCCUAUUCG
This is a messenger RNA of Opisthorchis viverrini, 847 nucleotides long. RefSeq lists its product as hypothetical. The record is from RefSeq and is a predicted model, not a curated record. Bases 1 to 792 code for a protein of 263 amino acids. Gene Ontology annotation, biological process: transmembrane transport. Gene Ontology annotation, cellular component: membrane. NCBI's taxonomy places the organism in Eukaryota, Metazoa, Platyhelminthes, Trematoda, Opisthorchiida, Opisthorchiidae. The transcript is spliced from 4 exons. Gene Ontology annotation, molecular function: ATP binding; ATPase-coupled transmembrane transporter activity; ATP hydrolysis activity.